Molecule: messenger RNA, 420 nt
Organism: Myodes glareolus (Bank vole)
Lineage: Eukaryota; Metazoa; Chordata; Mammalia; Rodentia; Cricetidae
Source: RefSeq, a predicted model, not a curated record
AUGGGUUCUGCCGCAAGGAGAUGGGUCUACCUUCCCCUGGGCUGCAUCAUGCUGUUCAAUCUCACGAACGCUAACUUUGAGUUUCAAAAGGGAGUGCUUGCCAGCAUCAGCGCGGGCAUCACAGAAGAUGUGGAUCUUCAGUGCUGGAACGCAUGCUCGCUGACACUCAUAGACCUCAAGGAACUCAAGAUAGAGCACAACGUGGAUGCCUUCUGGAAUUUCAUGUUGUUCUUGCAAAAAUCUCAGCGGCCUGGGCAUUAUAGUAUCUUCUUAAACAUAGCCCAAGACUUCUGGGACAUGUAUAUAGACUGUUUGCUUUCAAGGUCUCACGGAAUGGGCAGAAGACAGGUGGUAUCUUCCAAAUAUAAUUUUCUACAGAAAAUGACAAAAGGUGAUUUAAAGGUUUACCUUCGGAAGUAG